This is a messenger RNA of Haemonchus placei, 396 nucleotides long. NCBI's taxonomy places the organism in Eukaryota, Metazoa, Nematoda, Chromadorea, Rhabditida, Trichostrongylidae. The record is from the annotation of a GenBank genome assembly.
GUAAUGAACCACGUGGUCGUACCUCGAACGCCAACUUCCGGCCUACCACAACAGAAUAGAAGGGGUAACGGGCAGUUUAGAACUAGACAACCGCAGAGACGUCAGCCGAUGGCAGCACGAACACCGUUGCCAAUGCGACCGGCUCCAGAAGGAAGUCUUCCACCGCCACCUCCGCCACCACCAUCUAGGAACGCCCAGCAACCGAUCAAUCUCAUUGUCAUUCAGGAUGGACGAGUAAUUGAUCUGUCACCUCAACAACAACGAGAUCUCAGCCUUGUAAUCAGUGCCAUGACUUCCUCAACAGCUGAAACUAUGAUACGACGACGACGGGCACCCGUUCGACGAGCAGCACCGUUUCCCAAUUUCCGCGGAAUUCGUCGAUCAGUUUUCCGAUGA